UUCACCGACAGACAAAAAGGUGGUUCUUGCUGGACAAUAAGGAUUGGUGCGGCAAAAGAAAAUGAGCACUGAUACAGCGUUUAUUAUUAUUAUUAUAAUAUUUUUCUUACUUUUGGUAAAUUUGAAUACGACAUGAUUGAUGAAGAAGAAAAAGAGUAAAGCUGUGUUGGGAAGACAUUGCAUAUUUCUCAUCGUGAGUGGUAAGAAGAUAAAGCUUGGAAUGGCGGAGACGGCAGUAGGCAUUGCUAUCGAUCACCUCGUCCGAUUGCUGACCCAAGAAGCAAACUUGUCGAGAGGCGUUCGCUCUAAAGUUUCGGGAAUGAAAAAUGAACUGGAAGCCAUUCAGUGUUUCCUCAAAGACGCAGAUAUGAAGGCAGAUCUGGAAGCCCAAGGAUCAGAAGCAAGUGGUAGAGCUGCAGGUGUUAGAUUAUGGGUGAAGGAACUAAGGGAAGUGGCCUUCCACAUCGAAGAUAUCAUUGACGAAUACGCAUUCCACUUGGAGCGACAUCCCGGCCGUACUGAUCAUGAUUGCUUCAUUGCUUCCCUUGGCAAAGUUGGUCGCUCCAUCAUCAAACUAAAAGCACGCCACCAUAUUGCAUCUGGCAUACAAGAGAUCCGAAAAGCAGUUGUUGAAAUCAAGGAAAGAAGUCAAAGGUAUGGCUUUGAUUCAAUUGAUUCAACAUAUGAUCGUCGAUAUGUUUCAGGGUACGAUCCUCGAAAAGGUUCCAUGUAUCUUGAGGAUGAUGAUGUUGUGGGGAUUGAGUUUCCAAGAGAUGAAUUGGUUGGUUGGUUGUUAAAUAAGGAUUUACAACCUCGACGAGCUGUGAUUUCAGUGGUAGGGAUGGGGGGACUAGGCAAGACAACUCUUGCCAGAAAGGUCUAUGAUUUAGUCAGAAAUCGUUUUGAUUGCCAUGCCUGGAUAACAGUUUCUCAAUCAUACCGGAAGGAGGAGCUACUAAAGAACGUCAUAAAGCAGUUCUGCAAGGGAAACGACCGACCUGCUCCUGAGGGAAUCGAUUCAAUGGAUGAAGACGCACUGACAGAGCAAGUAAGGGUAUAUUUGGAGCAAAAGAGGUACGUUGUUUUUUUCGAUGAUGUUUGGAAAAGAGAUUUUUGGCGGGAUAUAGAACAUGCUUUGCUUGAUAAUAAAAUUGGUGGGAGGAUAGUGAUUACGACGCGAAGCAAGCAGGUUGGGGAAUUUUGCAAACUUUCUUCUGUUGUAUAUGUCCAUGAACUUAAGCCUUUAAAUCCAGAAAAGGCUCGAGAACUCUUUUGCAAGAAGGCUUUUCAAUUUGAAGUCAUGGGACUUUGUACCCCUGAAUUGAAGGAUUUGUCUCAUCAAAUUGUUGAAAGAUGUGGAGGACUACCACUUGCAGUUGUAGCCGUAGGUGGACUUCUAUCCACAAAAGACAAGACAAUCUAUGAGUGGAAGAAUUUACGCGACAGUCUCAGUUCCGAGUUGGAGAGUAAUCUCCAUCUCACAAGCAUACAAGAAAUCUUAUCCCUCAGUUAUUAUGAUCUGCCUUACCGCCUUAAAUGUUGUUUCUUGUACUUCGGCAUGUACCCAGAGGAUUAUUCUAUUCGGCAAUCUAGGUUAAUUCGACAAUGGAUUUCUGAAGGUUUUGUGAAACCAAGGAAGGAUAAAACACUGGAAGAAGUAGCACAAGAAUACUUGACUGAGCUAAUAGAUAGAAGUCUAGUUCAGAAGUCACACCCUCGUUUUCGGCCCGAAUAUUCUAAACAUUGUCAUGUCCAUGAUCUUCUACAUGAAGUUAUUCGGACAAAAAUGAUGGAGUUGAGUUUCUGUCACGUUUUGUCUGAAAAGGGAUCAACUUUUAGUGGAGGACUAGCUACUCGACGCAUAUCUAUUGUCAAUGGUUCAUGCAAUGUUCUUCACAAUGUUAACCAAAGCUUUCAGGUUCGUAGCAUUUUGAACUUAAAUAGUAGUGAUAAAAUAUUGACCAAGUCUAUUUGGAGAACAUUCACGAAGAAUUGCAAGCUUGUAAAAGUGCUAGAUUUUCAAGAUUGUAUAUUGGAUUAUAUUCACAAGGAUAUUGGAAAUUUAUACCAUUUAAGAUACUUGAAUAUUAGUAACACGAAAGUAAAGAUGCUCCCAAGGUCCAUAGGAAAACUGAUAAAUCUUGAGACCUUGGAUGUAUGUGGCUCAUUUGUAGUUGAGAUACCGGCUGAGAUUAAAAGGCUUAGUAAGCUGCGGUGGCUGUCAGGUUAUAAUGAGAUUGAGUUCAAUUCAGACAACCCACACUUAAAUCCAUGUCAAAGUAAAGGAAUAAAAGUGCAUGAGGGGAUUGGGUGUUUAGAAGCCUUGCAAACGUUAGGACAUGUGGAUGCGAGUGAAACAGGGGUUAAGGUAAUAAAAGAGUUUGGAAAAUUAACACAGUUGAGGGGUUUGGGCAUCUGUAACCUGAGAAGUGAAGAUGGAAGGAUUCUAUUUGGGUGUAUCGAGAAGAAGAUGACCCACCUAAAAAAUCUGUGUGUAACUACAAUGAGUGAAGAUGAUACCUCGUUUGAUUCUGAAUGGCUGUCAUCCUUACCACAAACUCUUGAGACUCUGCAAUUAAAAGCUCCCGUAAGGAAGUUGCCAGAAUCGAUAACCAGGCUUCAAUAUCUAGAACAAUUAAAUAUUAAAUGGUCAAAAUUAGAAGAGGAUCCGGUGAAAACCCUUAAAAAUCUGCAUAACUUGGUGUGCAUGGGGAUAACGUACGAUGCCUAUACUGGUGAGGAGAUGCAGUUUGAGAAGGGAGUGUUUCCAAAAUUGAAGUGUCUUCAUAUCUCGCAUUUGAGUGUAUUGAAAUCAUUAGUCAAUAGAGGAAGGAGCAUUGUCUUGUCUUCAAAAGCUUUUGAUUGGUCCCUGCCCAAAACUACUGAAGGUGCCCAUUGGCAUCCAGCAUUUGAAACAACUUGAUUUUGUUUUGUUUCACAGUAUACCCAUUGAAUUCCAGCAAAGUCUGAAGCCAGGAGGAGACCACCACUAUACUGUUCAACAUGUACCUGGUGUCUUCAUCCGUUACAAGCGCGAUGGUGAUGAUGGACAAAGUUUUGAAACCUCACAAUUGUUUUGACUGCUUUAUCACUGGAAAUGCCAAAUGUCCAUCCAGUAAUUUUUAAUCUAUAAGAGAAGGGGCAAUGUCUUAAACCGACAACUCUAUGGGUAUUGGCCUGGAGGGCAUUACCGAUUAAGCCACAGCCUCAGUUAACUGUGUUAUACAUACUUACAUGUACGCUACACCUGGGCUUUUCAAAUAAAAUAUAUAAACUGAUUUAUAUGAUUGAAAAUACUAGGAAAUUACAAAUAAAAAAGGUAAAAUUCAUAUAUAUAUAU
Messenger RNA from Ziziphus jujuba (common jujube), 3340 nucleotides. Its product is annotated as disease resistance protein RPM1-like. Lineage: Eukaryota; Viridiplantae; Streptophyta; Magnoliopsida; Rosales; Rhamnaceae. Gene Ontology annotation, molecular function: ADP binding. Gene Ontology annotation, biological process: defense response to other organism. Bases 140 to 2923 code for a protein of 927 amino acids. The record is from RefSeq and is a predicted model, not a curated record. The transcript has 2 exons.